AUUAGUAAUGAUGUAUUUUGACAAUGGUAUAAUGUAGCCUAUUAAACAAUAAAGCGCUUGGUUGAAAAUGAUGUCAUGCUGAGAAAAAACAAUAACUUGGCAAGAUAAAUACAUAAAAAUUGCUGUUAAACAUGGCCUCGGGAGAUGACAAGUCUCAACUUCCAAGAGGUUUGAUUGGUCGGACUGGAGCACCUAGUGGAAGGGGAGCCAGGUUACCUUCUAUUCGAGGACCUAGGGAUCUCACACUUGGAGGUGUCCAGAAAAAAGUCUUCACUCCAAACAUUCCAGCCAGAAGAGUGAAACAGGAACCAAGUAAUGACCAGCCAACACCAUCUGCAAGCAAGGAUCAGUCCAAGGGCAAGAAGGGUCUGGCACCCAGCAAGGAUGAUCGUGGGCGGGGCAGAGGCAGGGGACGAGGAAGAAACAUGCCCAGUGUCAUUCAGACCCAUUCAUUGUUUGAACAGGGGCCGUCCGAAAAGAUACCAAAACCUACUGGAGGUUCAGAGUACAGCUAUACAGGAGGUGGAGGAGGGGGAGGGGGAGGAGGAGGAGGGGGCAAGGGUGGUGGUAGCUCUGGGAGCCCACGCAAGUCCUUCAAGAGGGAGCAAACAGACCAAGAGACAAAAGAAGUGCUGGACAGUCUGCUCAGAGAUGAUUUUCUUGCUGGAAAAGGGUUUGAAGAAGAUGACAUUACGUUGAUGCCUGUGAAGCUGCCAAUUGUGAUAAAAAAAGAGCUGAAAGUAAAACAGGAAACUAUAAACAUUAAACAAGAACCAAUGGAUACUGACGGAAAACAUGAGAAACUAGUCAAAAAUGAUACUGCAACAGAAACAAAUGACUUGACAUCGGGAUUGGGAAAUUUGUAUCGCCAAAACUCAACAGAUUCGGUUACAUGUGGAGAACUGUUUACUAAUCCUGUUAAGUCAGAGGAUGGGACACUGCUGUUCAUACAGCUGCCCGACACUCUGCCUGGAAUGCCACUCUCUACGGAGGAGGACUUCAAGAAGAAAAAAGAUAAGGAGAGUGAGAUUUCAGACAAGAUGGACAGCUGCAGCCUGCACAACUUCAGUGAGGGUCUUGUGGGCAAGCUCAUAGUGCGAAAGUCAGGGAGGGUCCAGCUCAGGCUGGGAAACACACUACUCAACGUAACCAUGGGAACACCAUGUGGAUUUUUACAGGACGUAGCCAGUGUGCGAGUAGAUGGUAACCAUGGUGAUAUUUCCUUACUGGGACAUAUUGAUCACAGACUGGUUUGCACUCCUGACUUUGAAUCACUGCUGGAUGCUGCUAUAAGUUAGCAGCUAUUCCUGUGAAUUGUUGGUCAAAUAGUGCUCCUUCACAAGUGAUAUUUACCCGAGAAUGAACAGUUUAGAGGGACAAGCAAACAAUCAGAGGAAAUCUUGUGAGACAUAAAGUAUUUGUGUAAACAUUGAUGCAACCUUUGAAACAAACAGAAUUUUUUUUUCACGCAAAAACAAUCCUUACUAGCAUCAUAACUGUCAACUAUUAACAAUGAAGGUGGCAAAGUUCAUCUUGUGUUGUUUUGAAUGUUGUUAAGUUUCAAAUAAAAAAUGUGUUCUCUA
Molecule: messenger RNA, 1583 nt
Organism: Dreissena polymorpha
Lineage: Eukaryota; Metazoa; Mollusca; Bivalvia; Myida; Dreissenidae
Product: DNA-directed RNA polymerase III subunit RPC4-like
Biological process (GO): transcription by RNA polymerase III
Cellular component (GO): RNA polymerase III complex
Molecular function (GO): DNA binding
Source: RefSeq, a predicted model, not a curated record